Messenger RNA from Penicillium manginii, 852 nucleotides. RefSeq names its product PQ-loop repeat-containing protein. Bases 1 to 852 code for a protein of 283 amino acids. The transcript is spliced from 8 exons. Lineage: Eukaryota; Fungi; Ascomycota; Eurotiomycetes; Eurotiales; Aspergillaceae. The record is from RefSeq and is a predicted model, not a curated record.
AUGGAGUCCGGAGAAGAUAAUCGAACGGCGACAAUUCUAGGUACAAUAGGAACAGUAUUCUGGUGUAUUCAGCUGGUUCCUCAGAUAUGGUACAACUGGAGACGUAAAAAAACAGAGGGGCUGCCUGUGAUGAUGGGGUUUUUGUGGGCAGGAUCUGAUGAAAAUAUCCGAGAUAGGCGCUGUUCCUAUGGGAGUUUAUCUGAUUUUACAGGUAUUGAUAUAACCAAAAAGACUCGGACCUGUUAUUGUGCCAAACAGAAAGUCAAUCUGCCAUUGCAAAUCCAGCCGCAAAUCUUUGGAUUUUUUUCGACAAUCAUUUGGGCGCAAAUAUUAUAUUACAACCAUAACUAUAGCAAGAUCAAAGCAACACUAGUCUGCUGUGGGCUGCUUGCUCUGUUAGGGGGACUCGAGGCACUAUUGGUUCUCACAUUAAGGAUUCCCUAUGAGAAAGGAAUAACUUGGCCUGACCUAGUUGUUGGCAUUGUCGCGGCCAUAAUGCUUGGUGCUGGCAUAGUCCCCGUUUAUUUUGAGCUUUGGAAAAGAGAGGGGAGAGUCGUCGGGUUCAAUUGGGUGUUUCUAUGCAUCGACACCCUUGGGGGUCUAUUCUCGCUGUUUGCGCUCGCGGCAGAGGGAUCGUUUGACAUCUUAGGUGGGAUAAUGUAUAUCAUUGUGUACGAUCUAUUACACUUCUUCUGUUUUUCGGUUGUACUCGAGAUGGGCAUCUACAUCAGCCACACAGUAUGGCGUUACCGAUUUAGAAAGCUCCGGAAGGAGGCAAAGGAGUCAGGAAAGAGCAUUGACGAAAUACUUGAGCGUUACAAAGUGGAUAGUUCAAGUUCAUCAAUGGCAUAA